Messenger RNA from Paramecium sonneborni, 10972 nucleotides. NCBI's taxonomy places the organism in Eukaryota, Ciliophora, Oligohymenophorea, Peniculida, Parameciidae. The record is from the annotation of a GenBank genome assembly.
AUGAUUAAUUUAAUCAGGAUUACUCUCUUAUUUUGGCUUGUAUAAGCAUAAUAUAAAUUAAUACUUUAAGGACCAAACUCAAAAAAGAUGAACUGUAAAGCUAUUGACAAAGGUUUAACUAUUAUUAUUACUACUAGAUUUAAAUGGCUUUACAGGAUAACAAUAUUUUUAUGAAAAACUCUCCAAUUAUGGUUAAUAUACUAACUUAGAUAAAGUUACUUUUCGACUUUGGUUUAUGGUCUAUUCUAAAAUGAGAAUGCCAGGAAAAUAAAUUUUAUUUGCAUUUUUAGAUGGUUAUGAUAGUGAUUCUGUAAGGAAAUUCAUAUAUUUUAGUAUAUAAACCUGUUGGUAUACUAUAAGUUGGAAUAAUCAAAAUAUUAAUUAUAUGUGUUAAAUGAGAAAAUGAAUCCAGAGUUGAUGAACUUAUAGAUAGAGGAGUAAAUAUAAUUACUAUUUUAGAGAAAACAAUUUUUUUAUUGGGUAUUGGAAUUUUCUUUUAAUCUCUAUUGAUUAAACUAGUGGAGACACAUUUUUAAAUUUGAAAUUAUUUAGUACAUACAAUUAUUAACUGCUUCAAGUGUAGGAUGCUUUGCCAUCAUAGAAGUAAAAAAAUACACAUAAAUUAUAGAUUAAGAUUUAAAUUUGGUACUCACUCUCGAAUUACAAAUGAAUAAUUAUUUGAAAAGAUUGAUGAUUAUAAAGGAUGUGUGUAUAUCGCAAAUUUUGAAUAUCUAAAUGGAUGGGCUACAAUGGACAGAUAAAUAUAUUUUUAAGAUCAAAUAGAUUUAAAGUACUCUUUGAAACCCUAUUAAAACAUAGGAUUAAAUGUCGACUAAUAAUUUUAAAAAGUAAAAUUAAGAAGUGAAAAGAACAUAGAAUAUAGUGGAAAUAUAGGUCUAAAUAUAUAUAGGGAUAGUAGAAUUCUUUAUGAUUUUGAUGAAAAGACAGAUUUAACUAUUAUAUUUUGGAUGAAACCUUAGUCAAUUAUCUCUAUUUUUUAAAUAAUUUCAUUUACUGAUGAAUAUGUAAAAUAGAUAAGUUUAGGAUUUGGUAUUAAUUAAGAUUAUCAAUUAUUGAUGUUUUAGAAUAAAAAUUAAAUUUAAACAGGCAUUUUAAAUCCUAAUUAAUGGUAACAUAUUACAGUAGAAAUGUUAGAAAUAUCAAGAGAUUAGUAUUUUAAGGUAACAAAUGCUGUGAAAAUGGUGAAUAUAUAUAUUGAUGCUUAAUAAGUAUAUUUGUAGUAAAUUUAAGGUUUUAAAUAAUUUAAAAGAUUAUUAAUAGGUUCUUUAAAAUUAUAAAAUAAAGGUUAAGAGGUUAUUGAUAUUUAAGAUAUUAAGAUUUUUAAUGGAUAUGGAAUCUAAGAAUCAAAAGGAGAUUGUCAAUUAUUUGUUGGACUUUAUUGUGCAUAUUGCAAAGCUUUAACACAUUAUUGUAAAGAAUAGGAUCCAUUAGAUGAUGUAAAUGUUUAUGAUUGUCCAGCAGGAUAUAAAUUAGAAAAUGGAAUUUGUAAACCAAAUACAAUAGCUAAUUGUUUAAGAUAAAAAGGAGGAGCUUGUAUUGAAUGUGAAUAAAAUACUAUUCUUUAUUAAGGAAUAUGUUAAACAUAAAUUAAUUAAAAUAGAGUAACACUUUAUCCCUGUACUGGAACAGGAGUAGUUUUAUGUUAGAUUACGAAUGUGAUAAAAAAAUCAGAAAAAACAUUAUUAUAAAAAGCUAAAUUAUGUAGUUCUAAUUUAUACAAUAGUAAAUAUGAAUGUGCAGGUAAUUAAGUAUAAGGAUGCAAAUAUUCAUAAUAUUAAGGAUUUUGUUAAUAGUGUAAAGAAUCAUAUUAUAUGACAGAAUUAAAAACUUGUGUAUAAACAUGUUUCAAAAAUAAAAUUGAUAGAUUUGCAUAUAUAAAUAAAUGUGUUAAAGAAUGUCCAUAUAAAUAUACUUUUACUCAUCCAUGUCCAACAUAUGGAGGAUAAGAACCUAUAUUGGGAUGUUCUCUUACUCCUAAUUGUUAAUUAGAUGAAAUAGAUCUUGGAUAUACUUGUCUAUCUGGCAGUUAAAAAGAGAUAGGUAAAUCAGUAGGUUGCAGACCAAUAUUAGUUGAAUCCUAUGCUCCUAAUUAAGAAUUAAGAUGCCAUCAUUCAUGUAAAUAUUGUUUUGGAACAACUGAUAGACAAUGUUUAGGCUGUUAUGAAGAAAUAUAUUUUACUCCUUAUCUUGGAAUGUGUUUGUUAAAUUGUUCAGAUGAAAAAGAAAAUUUAUUUAUUUACCAUAAUUAAUAUAUUUGGAAAUGUGAACUCAAAUGUCCAUCUAAUUUAUUAACCCAAGAUGACUAAUGUGUAGAAUAAUGCAUUAAUGGAUAUUAAGCUCUUGAUGGUAUAUGUAUAAGUGUUAGUACAAUACAUGAAUAUUAUUUAUCAACUGAAAUUAUUGAAAUAAAUGGAAUUACUUCUUAUAAAUAUACAUAUAAAUACUGUCCUGUAUUAUGCAAGACUUGUGAGAAUGAUUCAAAAUGCAAUAGUUGUAUUAACAAAUAUCCUUUUGAAAAUGAUAUUUGUAAAUUCACUUGUUUUCCAAGAUAUUUGCUAAUAGCAAAUCCUCUUAAUUCAUGUAAAGAUUAAUGUGACCCAGGAGAACUUAUCUUUUGGAAUGAUAAUUUAUUUGGAUAUUAAAUUGCAUAAUGUUUUUAGAAGAAAUGUGGUGAAAUAGAAGCUGAUUAGAUCUAUUAAUCUUUCCUACAUUAAAAUGAUUAAACAAGAUGUGUGUAUCCAUGUGAUGAUGGAUAUUAUGGUAAUAGAGAAUUUCUUGAAUGUAAACCAUGUUAUUCUUCUUGUGCAACUUGUUUAGAUUAAUCUUAAAUUUGUACUUCUUGCAUUACUAUGUUAUUUUUAAAAGGAUCAACUUGCUUAACAACUUGUGGCAAAAACUUUAAAAACUUUAUGAAUUGGAUAUGUGAAUCAGAAUGUUCUUCAGGAUACACAAUAAAAGAUAAUAUAAACAAUAUAUAUGUUUGUGUUGAGGAAUGUGGAUAGUUAUAUGCAACUUAUUUAUACAAAUGGAAUUAAUAAUGUUAUGAAAAUAUUCCUAACAUAAAUGUCUUUUGCUUAAAUUAUGAAUGUGAAGAUUGUCAUUCUUCAUGUUAAUAAUGUUAAGGACCUACUAGUAAUGAUUGUCUAGUUUGUAAUUAAGAUUCUUAUUUACUUAAUAAUCAGUGUGUAAUUGAUUGUUAAAUGUUUAAAUAUGAUUAGAAAAAUUGGAAAUGUGUUGAAGAAUGUCCAAUAGAAUCCUUAUAAUCUUCUGGCAUUUCAUUAUUAUUAAAUAAAUCAAUAAUUGUUUGUGGAUUAACUUGUAAAUUUGAAACAUUUUAAUUUAGAAAUUAAUGUUAUGAUCAAUAACCUGAUGAAACAUUUUGUAUAUUUAGAACAGAUUAUUAUUUUUGUGAGUUAUGCUCUUCACUUUGUACUAAAUGUUCCUCCACUUCAUCAACAGAUUGUUAAGAAUGUAUUCCUACAGCAUUUUAAUAUGGUACUAGUUGUUUUAUGGAAUGUCCAGAAGAGGCACCACUAAAAAAUACAGAAAAUAAAUAAUGUGUUUAAUCAUGUUCAACAGCAUUUUCAGAAGAUGGUUAUUGUGUUGAAUAAUGUUAAAGUAUUUCAUUCAUUUAAAUAACCUAAAACGCCUGUUACACUGAUGGAUGUCCAAUUAGUACAUUUAAUUAAGCAGGUUCAAAAAUUUGUUAAGAUUGUUAUUUUGGAUGUGCUACUUGUUUUGGAAGUAGUUAGAAUGAAUGUUUAAGCUGUAUUCCAGGAUUCUUUCUAGAUUAAUAAAAUUCAUGUAGUGAUUCUUGCCAUAUAGAACCAAAUGUAAUUGAAGAUUGGAUCAAUGGAAGAUGUGUUUAAUUUUGUCCUCUAGAUUCUUUUUUAUAAUUAUUAAACAAUGGUCACUUUGCUUGUAAAGAAACUUGUCCAGAAUAUUAUUAUUCUAAUAUUUGUGUUUCACAUUGUCCAUCUUAGACUUAUUAAAAUGGAUAUGCUUGUAUUAGCUGUGCUGCCCCUUGUUCAAUUUGUUUUGGAAAUACUAUUAACUAAUGCAAUUAAUGUGAUACUGGAUAUUAUCUAUACUAAACAACUUGUUAUUCUGUAUGUCCAGAUGAAAAUCCUUAUGGAAAUAUUAUUGAUCAUACUUGUGUUCCAAUUUGUCCAGAUUUUCUAUAUUUACCUAAAAAGUUAUGCUUUAAUUUUUGUCCAUACUUUUUAUAUAGAUAUGAAAUUACAAAUUUAAAAUUAUGUGUUGAUGAAUGUCUUUCAAAAUCUUAUUUAUAAGAUCAAUAAUGUUUUGAAUGUGAUCCAAUUUGUACAGAAUGUUUUGGACCUGCUAAUGGAAAUUGUUUAUAAUGUGAACUUCCUUAUUUUCUUAAUGGAUAAACUUGUGAACUUAUUUGUCCAACAUUUUAUGAUUUAACAGACCAUAUCUGUAAAGCAGCUUGUCCUGUUAAUUUAGUAAUCUAAGAUUUAUACUGUUAACCUUAAUGUGAUUAAGAUUAUCUAUUAUAUGGAUAAAAUUGUAUAACUGAAUGUCCUUAAUUUACUUACUUAGAAAACAAUUCAUGUAAUGAUUGUAAUCUAUAUUGUUUAUCAUGUUUUGGGCCAACCAUUUCACAGUGCUACACUUGUAUAGAAGGAUUUUAUCUUAAUGGUCAAACUUGUUAGUAAAAAUGUGAUGAUUUUUAUAACUAAGAUGAAAAAAUUUGUAUUAAAAAUUGUGGGUCUAUGUUAAUAAUUAAAGAUCUUAAAUUCUGUGUUCAAUAAUGUCCUAUUGGUUACAUAACUUGUGAAUAAGAAUGUUUUAUCACAAUUAAGGAUGGAUUUUACUUAGAUAAUAACUUAUGCUAUAAAUGUGAUUCAAAAUGCACAAAAUGUACAUCAUCUCAUUCAUGCUCAGAAUGUUACUAAAACUUUUAUCUAGAAUUAGAUUCUUGUGUCAAUUUUUGUUAAAAUUAAUUUUUAUAUAUGGACCCUAUUUCUAGAAGUUGUGUUUCUAAAUGUCCAAUAGGUUUAUAUCAUUAAGAAUCAUUUAAUAAAAGAUUUUGUAUGUUUGAUUGUUCUCUUAAAUUGAAUGAUUAAUGUGUUUAAUCUUGUCCAACAGGCUUUUACAAUGAUUUUACAAUUUGUAAAUAAUGUCCUUUUGAAUGCUAUGAAUGCUACUCUAUAACAAAAUGUACAACAUGUAAGCCAGGCUUAUUUUUAGAAAAUAAUUGGUGCUAUCCCUAAUGUAAUAUUAAAAAAACUGAUAGAAAAAGUUUAAUUUGUGUUGAUCAAUGUGAUAGUAAUUUAUUUGAGUUCGAAAAUCAAUGUGUUGAAAUUUGUCCUUCUGAUCCAAUUUAUUUUCAUUAUAAUUCUAAAUGUGUUAAUACCUGUCCUACUUAAACAUUUUAAUCAGAACAAUCAUGUAUUGAUUGUCAUAUACAAUGUUCCUCUUGUUUUGGUGCAAAUUAUGAUUAAUGUUACUCAUGUUCUUUUGGUUACUAUUUAGAGGAUAAUCAAAUAUGUACUUAAACAUGUUCUCAUUUUUAUGAUCUUCUAAACUUAAAGUGUGUUCUAUAAUGUUAAAGUGAUCUAUUUUAGGAAGAAGAUAAAUGUGUGCAAAAAUGUAUUCACUUUGUAUAUAAAAAACAAUGUGUUGAUAUAUGUCCAUAUGAAACUUAUGAAUAAAAUUCUGAGUGUUUCAAUUGUCCAAAUAAUUGUUUGGAAUGCAAUUCUUUUGGUUGUAUUAAAUGUCAAGUGGGAACUUAUCUAAACGAUGGACUUUGUGAUUCCUAUUGUUUGAUUAUGUAUAAUGAUGUUAAGAAUGAAUGUGUAGAAAUUUGUACAAAUGAAGAAUAUUAAUAUAUAGAUCAUUGUUAUUCUGAAUGUCCAAUAAAUACUUUAUAAUAUAAAUAAAACUGCUUAUUAAAUUGUCCUUAAAAAACAGUUUAAUUUUAAAAUCUGUGUUUUAAUUGUCCUGAAAGAUGUGAUAUUUGUUUAAAUGAAUAUGAAUGCUUGAAAUGCAACUCUUUGUAUUUUCUUUUUGAAGGAUCUUGUGUAUUAAAAUGUCCUUUAUCAUUACCAUAUGAAGAUACUGUAAAUUCUAUUUGUUCAUAUGAUUGUCCACCUAAUACAUUUACUAAAAAACAUACUUGCGUACUUACAUGUGAUUUAAUUAUUCAUUAAAAAAUGUGCUUAGAUUAAUGUCCAAAGGGAUAUUAUGAAAAUAUCAUAUGUAAACCUUGUAAAUUAGAGUGUCUAGCUUGUAAUGAUUUUGACUAUUGUACAGAAUGCAAUAUUAAUUAUUAUUUAGAAGAUAAUUAAUGUGACAUGUAAUGUACAAAAAUUAAAGAUUUGAAAACAAAAUAAUGUGUUGAAACUUGCAAUUAAUUUUUAUACUAAAAUAUUUGUUAUGAAUAAUGUCCAAAAAUGACAUUUGAGUUUAAAUCUAUAUGUAUUUUAUAAUGUCCUGAUGGUUUUUAUGGUUCAACAAAUUUCAUAUGUGAAUAAUGUCCAUUUUAAUGUCUUUAAUGUUCAUCUUAAAAUAAAUGUGAAUAAUGUAAGAUAGGAUAUUUUCUAUUUUAAAAUUUUUGUUUGGAAAUAUGUCCAUAUAAUACUUUUUCAAAUUCUCUUACAAAUUAAUGUUCAAAUAUAUGUCCACCUAAAACAUAUACUUACUAAAAUGAAUGUUUAUUUUAAUGUCCAAAUGAAUAUAUACAUGAUAUUAAGAAUUAUUAAUGUGUUUUAAAAUGUGAAGAUUAAUAAUAUUUAGAUGAUAAUAAAUGUUUACCUUGUUCAAUAGAAUGCAAUAGAUGUUAUAAUUAUGGGAAUAAUAAUUGUAUUGAAUGCGCACUUUAAUUCAAUUUAAAUGAAAAAGGAUUUUGUUAAGGGGAAUGUUCUUAAGGUUAUUAUUUGAAUGAAUAAUAAUGUGAAAAAUGUCCAUAUAAAUGUUUAACUUGUAAAAAUUAAACAUAAUGUUUAAUGUGUAGAGGAACUAAUCGAAAUCCAAUUGAUUGUUCAUGUUAAAAAGGUUAUUAUGAUGAUGAAUUUUAUGAGAAUUGUCAGUAAUGUCCAUGUGAAGAAUGCAUUUCAAAUUAAAAUUGUUUGGUUUGCAAAAAUAAUCUUUAGAUUCCUAAAUGUAAUUGUGAUAGAAAACUAAAUGAUGAUUGGUGCAUUACAUGUUAAGUAGCAAAGGUUAAAAUAUAAUAUUCAGAUGAUCUUAAUUAAAUAGUUGUUUAUUUUGGAUAUUUAAUAUCAGUCAAUUUAAUCAACCCUUUUUAACCUUCAGAUUGUUCACUAUGGUUUGAUAAUUCAAAUUUCUUUGGUCAAAAUUCAAAAUGUUACUUAUCAUGGGAUAGAUUUUCUGUUCACAUUUAAUUAUCCCCAUAUUCAACUAUUAAAGUAGGUGAUUAAUUAGAUUUUCGAUAAUACUUUUAUAGAGAUGUCGAUUAAGGAGUUUGUGAAUAAGAAUAUUUAAAAGAAUUCAUAGAAAAUAAAUUAUAUCCACCUAAUAGAUUUAUUAAACCAUAUAUUUUAUUUAAUAUUCCAUAAUAUGUUACUACUUGUAAAUAAAUUGAAAUUAGAUAAAUUCUAAAUGAAGGAACAGGUUAAAAACUAUAAACAAUAAUUGAUUGGCAAUUACAUGAAAUAGAAAACGAAAAUACAUAUUUAAAUAUGGAUUCUUUAUUAGCAGACUCAAAGAAUGAAAUCAUUAUACCUAUGUCAGCUUUAUAACCUAAUACAAAAUAUACAAUUACAGCAAAAUAUAUCAAUAUGUUUUAACGAGUUAAUUAUACAACAUUUUAAUUUAAUACUCUUCCUAUCCAAACCCCUUAUGUUUAUCUUACUUAUAAUCCUUUGAUUGUAAAUAUUUAUGUAUUUGAUUGCCAUAUAACCUUCGCUGAUUUAUUUAGUGAAUCAAAUAUUUAAAUAUCAAUAACAAAUUCAUAAAUAUCAGAUCUACAAUACAUUUCUUUUACUUAAUCAAUAAGUACAUAACGUAAGAUUCCUUUAAAUGAAAGUCUGUUACCAAAAGAAUAACCUUUAAUUUUUACUGCAUUAACAUAAAGUUUUAUCAUCAAAGAAAUCAUAAUCAUAUAAUCAAAACCAAUUGAAAUAUCAUUUCUAUAAAAAAAUAGAUUUAUUGGUUAAGAAGAUUAAAUUAAUGCAAGAGCUUAUGAUAAAAAUAUUGAAGAUUAAAUAUUAAGUACUAAAAAUAUUGAUUAUUAAUGGUUAUGCAAUAACUUACAUGAUCUUCAACCAUGCAAAACAUAAGAAAAUAAAAUAAUUGAGUUUCCAACUAGAAGAAUUGUACAUAUUUAACCUGAAUCUCAAAAUUCAACUUUUAUCUUUUAUGUUAGAGCUUCUAAAGAUAAGAGAUGGAGUGUUAGAGAAUAAAUUAUUGUAUUGUUAGAUUUAAAUAUCUAAGAAGAAUUCGUAAUCAAUACUAAUUAACCAAAAGAUUUUAUUAAUUUUAAUAGUGAAAUUACGAUUUUAUUAAAGAAAUCUCAAAAAUAUGCAUUUGUAAUCUAAAACCAUAAAGUUCUUUAUUCUAUUAAAAUUUUAAAUAAUUCAUUAAAAUUUAGAUUAGUUGAAAUUACAAAUGAUUCUGUAAAUCCAGUUUACAUUUAUUUAAUUCCUGGAACUGACUCACUUGCAUUUAAAAUAUAGAAAUUAUCUAACAAUUAUAAAUUUACUGUUGAACCUAAAGUUGGUAAAGCAUUAGAUUAUUUUAACUAUACUAUUGAAAAUUUAAUUAAUAAUCAGACUAUUAGUAUAUUUUAUUAUUUUGAAUAUGAAACUUGUAAAAAAGAUUUAAAUGAUAAGUCUGUUUUGAAUGGUAUACCUUUAAUUAUUAAAUCAUAAAUCACAUUUGGCUAAUUUUAAUUACCAAGUGGAAUUUCUAAUCAUCCAAUUUAGCUUGUUUGCUAAGUUGAAUCUAAUGAAGGCGCAUUAUUAUUUCUAUAAAAAGAAAUUGUUGUAGAAAGAAGAUUCUAUCAAAUGCAAACCUUUUUAGAAAACAUUAACAAUUAAGUUAACUUUUCAAAUUUAUAAAGUUUACAUACCAUGAUCACUCUUAUUAAUUCUGAAGAUAAAUAAGCUUGUUUAAAAUAAUGUUCUGGAGUAGGUAUUUGUGUAAAUUAAAAAUGUUAAUGUCCACCAGGUUAUUAUUUUAAUGAUUGCAGUGGAAAUUAAGUUUAAAAAGAGAAUUUUAAUGAUUUAAUUUUAAAAAUCAUUAAAACAUUAAUUUAAUAAGAAGUUACAAAUAAUGAUGAGUUUAAAUUAUAUAGUUAAGCAAUUCUUUAAUUCUAAUAAUAUACAGAAAUAAUAUCAAAAAUAAGCAUUGAUGAAUGUUAAAAAGUUUUAAUGGUUUAUAUCUCAAAUAUAAAUCAAAGAAUGGAGUAGAUCAAUUAAUAUUCAAUAAAUAUGUAAUAUUAUUAAACAAAUGAAUUUUAAUAUUCUUAAAUAGAUACAAGAUAAAUUUUAAACAUAAUGGAUCUAAAAAAUGCAAUUCUAAGUACUGAAUUUAUUUGGAAUAAAGCUAUUUCUAUUUAAAAUGCUAGCAUUUAUCAAUUAAUGUACAAUUUAAAUAAUUUCUUCAUUAAUAUUAUUGAUUUAUCUUUUCUUGGAAUAUUGCCAAAUCAAGUAAUUGAGAUUUCUAUGAAUACUUUAAGUUUGAUUAUUUAAAGAACAAACAAUUUAUCAGUUUUAAAUACUCAUAGAUUGCUUUAAUAAGAAGUUAGUUCAGAUUAUUAUGAUAUUGUAUAAGCACUAUACAUUAUUAACUAUUACUCUUAUGAUGGUUACUUUCCUUAUCCAUAUCAAAAAUAUCCUCUCUAUGAUUACAAAAUUAAGUAAUAAAAUAGAUAUUAAAAUUUUUAACUUUAGAAACCUAUCCAUUAUAAAUUUGUAAUAUAAAAUGAUACGAGUAAUUUAGUUUGUAUAAGUCGAAAUUCUGAGACUUAUGAAUGGACAUCAAAAAAUUGUUAUUUGUCGAUAGUUAAUAGUUCAUAUUUUUGUAUUUGUAAAAUGAUCGAACCUGUUACUAUAUGUGAUGAUUAUUAAUAUAUCUACUCAGGGGAACCUCCUUUUUAUUUGAAAUUGCCUAAUUUUGUUUUAAUCGUUUAUUUGCUUUAACUUAUUUUAUUGACUUUUGUAAGUUGCAAAUCUAAAUAUUAAAAUCCAAAAUAAAUAGUGAAAUCUAAUAAGUAUGGAAAAGUCUUUAAAUUAAAUAAAAUUGAAACAGUACAAAUGAUGAUUUAUAAUAAUAUACCUUCUCCUAUCAAUUCUUAAAGAAUUUAUCCUGAAAAUGAUUGUAUAAAAGAAACCGUACAGUAAAGUAAUUUGCAAGAGAAAAAUAAAUUUUAGCUCAAUUAUUUUUGGGUAAUUGAUUUUCCUAAUAUAGAAUUAUCAUUAUCUGACCGCAAUAAUCUUUAAGAAAAAGUUUUAUUUUAGUAGUUUUUAGAAUGUUUAAUUCAUAUUGUUAAAAUGGAAUAUCUGUUUUAUUUUAGGGGAAAUUCUUACUAUCUAUUAUAUGUAAUAUGACUUUUAAAUAUAUAUUUUAUUGGUUUCGAUAUUUAUUAAUAGAAUGAACUAAGAAUUUUGGAAGGUAAGAUAUGUUAAUUAAGUUUUAGAAAUAAUUUAAAUAUUACGAAUAUAUGAAAUCCAUUUUGAUUUUAUCAUUAACAAAAAUAAUGUUGGUAAUUGUUACAAUAAGUAGUUUUAUUAUAGGCGGAUAUUUGUAUUUUUGGAUAAAUAAUUAAACUAAUUUGGUAUAUUUUAUAAUUAUUCUUUAGAUACUUUCCUAUUCAAUUUCAAAUCUUAUUGAUUUAUUAUUUUUAGAUAUCAUUUUAUUUUUAGCCAACAAGUAUUUGGGAUAGACAAGAAAAAAACUAAUAAAGAAAAAAAUAAAAGAAUUUAAAACAGCUUUAUAAGGGAUUAAGCGAUAACAAAAUUGA